Molecule: messenger RNA, 2229 nt
Organism: Chara braunii
Lineage: Eukaryota; Viridiplantae; Streptophyta; Charophyceae; Charales; Characeae
Source: the annotation of a GenBank genome assembly
GGGGUUGUCGCACACCGCGGCCACCGCCGCAGCAUCGUGCGCGCGCGCGGGCACAUGCUCUUUCUUGCCGCUCUUGCCGCGUUUUUGAGCAAGCGCCCGCCGCGCGUGGUCGCUGGCACUUCGCCGCCUGUGGUUCCCGCCUCCCCUCCGUUUGUGCGGGCGGCUAUCGGCGGACAACCGAUCGGAGAGCUACACGGUGGCACGGGCGAACGGACGGUCGUCAUGAUCGCUGCUAAGGCGAGCACGCGCCUGCUCCCGUGUCGCUCUCUGGGGCUUCUUACCCUUCCCUCCUGCGCGGUAGCGGGCGCAUCCAGGGGAAUUGCCGAGACUCUGGCGUUCUCCCCCACGGCAAUCUCCGCCAGCGAGCGGGGAGUUAUUCCCCGCGCAGUGGCCGUUGGCGCCAGCUGGUUCCCGCGAAGAACCCGACUAGCGCCGAACGCUAUUGCGCCACGUGGGUCGAUUUGGCGCCACAACAAAAAACAUUACAUGGCGGGAGCCACGGCGGUCGCUGCUGCGGCGCCCGAGCCGUCGCCUGAGCAGUCGGCUUCUGCUGUAGUGGAGCAGCAACCACCAGUUGUUGACAAGGUGAAGGUGGCACUCUGUCAGCUGCGGGUGACUGCAGACAAGGAAGCAAACAUUGCUCAUGCUCAUGAGUGCAUCGACCGUGCAGCAGCAGCAGGAGCUCAGCUGGUUGUCCUCCCUGUGAGUUCUGAUGCACAGCAGUGGAGGAGUAGGGUCAUCUGUUCGAUUCCGGAGAAGGGAGAUGGAAAGCUGUACAACACGAGUUGUGUGUAUGGCUCCAACGGCGAACUGCUUGGAAAGCAUAGAAAGGUACAUUUGUUUGACAUUUAUAUUCCUGGGAAGAUCACCUUCAUUGAAUCUGACGUAUUGGCAGCAGGAGACAGAUUAACCACAGUUGACACAGAGUUUGGCCGUAUCGGUGUGGGCAUUUGCUUCGACAUCCGGUUCCCUGAGAUGGCAAUGCUUUAUGCAGCGCGGGGUGCAAGGUUAAUCUGUUAUCCGGGCGCAUUCAACAUGACAACAGGACCUCUACACUGGGAACUUCUACAGAGGGCAAGAGCAGCAGAUAAUCAGGUCUUCGUGGUUACGUGUUCCCCUGCACGGGAUCCCAAUGGAAGCUAUGUUUGUUGGGGGCAUUCUUCGGUCAUAGGCCCGUUUGGAGAGGUACUGGCCACCACAGAGCAUGAGGAGGACACGGUGUUUGCAGAGCUGGAUUUCACAGAGAUACCACUGAGAAGGACAUAUGUGCCACUGAAGAAGCGACAUGAUGUUUACCGUCUUAUGGAUCUCAAGUACACCUAAUCUCUCUCUCUCUCUCUCUCUCUCUCUCUCUCUCUCUCUCUCUCUCUCUCUCUCUCUCUCUCUCUCNCACACACACACACACACACACACACACACACAAUGCCACACGUAUGUGUGGGGGGCCAGUCAAUAGUCUUGUUGAUUUGAGGAGAUUGCUUUGCCAGUCCACAGCAGUUUGCCGUGUAGCUAUGCCAUAUUGUAAUCUGGAAACUUGGAAUGAAUCUCUGAUUUGUUCAUUUGUAUCGUCGCAGGUGAUCUUUGUUCUCCUCUCUUCCAUUUGUUUGUUUCCUCUUAACAUCAUCAUCAUCAUCAUCAUCAUCAUCAACUGUAUUUUUUAUCUGCUCCGCGGUUCUUGCGGCAAAAGAGAUGAUGGGAGGAGGAAUAGGAAAGGAGGGCGUUGUUGCAAGUUAUGGUUGGUUGGUUUGUGACUUUCUCUAAGGUUCACGGUUGUCAUCGUUGUUGAUUGGUUUGUGGCUUUCUCUAAGGUUUAGGGUUUUCAUCAGAUGAGGGGGAAGUGGACUGUCGUGGGUUUUCGUCACUGUCUGCAUGAGAAGAGCAAUGAAGCUGAAUCAAGUAGUAUGAACUUUGUAGUAGUAUGAACUUUGUAGUAGUAUGAAGUAGUAUGAAGAUAGCAUGAAGAUAGCAUGAAGGUAGUAUGAACCUUGCACAUUGGCCCAGCAGUCCAGCACAGUCGACCGCAAAACGGCAACGAAUCUUGUAAUGCCUAUUUCUGAAACUUAAAACUGCGAAUACUGAAUUAUGCGAUUCAAUUUUAUUUUUAUUUUUUUCUGUUUUCUUCUUUGGGUACCUGUGUGAGCUGCUUGAUUUUAUUUGGGAAAAAAAAAAAAAAAAAAAAAAGAUCCCUUCUGGUGUCCUCCUCAUGUCUAACAAACACAUUUCUUUAUU